GCUAAGCUUUUCAAUAGUCGGAAGGACCUCCAUCGCACUAGCAUCCCUUGUGAUCAUUGAUAAGGGGAGGGUUUAAAAUGAUGGGUGGCCGGCUUACUCCACUUUCGCCGACCUUAACAAGUUGUCGCCUGUCGUUUGCCCACGAUGGUUCCCACGCAGGAAGAUAUCGCCAAGUUCCUCACGAUCGUGCCACAUGCCAACGAGGGACAAGCUUUGUUGUACUUACAGGCAAGCUUUUUCCUUCCUCGAUCACUUGUCUUGUUUGUUUCAGCUUAUUUAUCUAUCAUAGGGAGCGACCACCCUCGAAGAAGCCAUCACCCACUUCUACGAUGGUUCUCUCACACACGCCAACGGUGCCGCACCGGGCGACACUUCGAAUUCCGUGAGCCAGGAUCAAAAUACCCAGCCCGAUCAUGCUGAUCCUCUGCCUUCCUAUCAAGCGGCCGUCGCGAUGGGAGGCAACGAAUCUAGAACCACGCAUACCAAUUCGGUUAUUGAGGCGGCGAAGCUCCGCGCGCGCGAUGAGGUGUGCAGAGCCUCGUUCCCGGCCCCCUUUUUUAUUGUUCUCACCUAACUCAGAAGUCUCUCUGUAUCCAUAGCAAG
Messenger RNA from Aspergillus uvarum CBS 121591, 603 nucleotides. RefSeq lists its product as uncharacterized. Bases 78 to 386 code for a protein of 102 amino acids. The record is from RefSeq and is a predicted model, not a curated record. The transcript has a single exon. NCBI's taxonomy places the organism in Eukaryota, Fungi, Ascomycota, Eurotiomycetes, Eurotiales, Aspergillaceae.